This is a messenger RNA of Lactuca virosa, 390 nucleotides long. Lineage: Eukaryota; Viridiplantae; Streptophyta; Magnoliopsida; Asterales; Asteraceae. The record is from the annotation of a GenBank genome assembly.
AUGGCAUCAUCUGCAAAUGUACAUGAUUUUACUGGUGACUGUGAUGAUGGAAUCAGUGAUAAUGAAAGUUUGGAUGCAACUCUUAAAGAUGAAAUAGCAGGGGGUAUGAACAUCACUCAAAAUGAUGAGUUUCACAAUUUUCUAUGUGAUAAUGGCAAGCUGUCGAAUUCAUUUGCUGAAACUCUUGGGCAUAAAGAAGAAUCAGGUGGGUCACAAAGUAUACCCGAGGCUGAUGAUGAUGAAGAAGAGAUUGAAUAUGAAUUUCCCGUCCAUAAGCCAAAGACUAAAUGGAGUCUUAUGAAACCAAUAGAAAAAGAAAUAUAUGAGAGCCCACAACAACUGAAAUUUGCUUUGACCAAUUUUGUGGUAGCAAAUGGGUAUCCUCUAUGA